AUGUUGCCGAUGCUUUUCCUACCGUGCCAGAUGAUGAAGAAGAAGAAGGAAAAUGAUCAUUUUUGGCGAUAUUUCUUAUACACGUCGAAGCUUGACUUCGAUACCAGAAGAAUAAUUUUUGUCGUGUCUAGAGACAAGAGACUAGAAAUAGAAUUCCAAAUCAACACUCAGCAUCUUGAGAUCACCCACGAAAUGUCUUCAAGCAUUCUUCACGUUGAUUAUCCAAUAAAAACAAUUGAAAUUUGCCACUCAGCUGCGAAAUAUGCAAACAAAUAA
This is a messenger RNA of Clunio marinus, 276 nucleotides long. The record is from the annotation of a GenBank genome assembly. Lineage: Eukaryota; Metazoa; Arthropoda; Insecta; Diptera; Chironomidae.